Molecule: messenger RNA, 620 nt
Organism: Diachasma alloeum
Lineage: Eukaryota; Metazoa; Arthropoda; Insecta; Hymenoptera; Braconidae
Product: pro-resilin
Exons: 2
Coding region: 72-377 (101 amino acids)
Cellular component (GO): extracellular matrix
Source: RefSeq, a predicted model, not a curated record
UUCACUACUACGACAAUACCAGAGAGGAAGAGUAUCCCAAGAAUCAUCGAAUUCCAUCGAGUUCAAAAUCAAUGGUAUCAGCAACCAAGAAUCGUUACCACGAAACACCAGACCAACGUGAAAGUUAUAAGCACCACGGCAAAGACACGAAAUACGAUCGUUAUGCCGGGAAGUAUGCCUUUGAGUAUCAUGUGGCGGAUGUGUAUUCUGCCAACGACUUCGGUCAUCAGGAGACUCGUAAUGAGUACCUAACUAAGGGCAACUACCAUGUUCGUUUGCCUGAUGGUAGGCUGCAAAAAGUGAGCUAUCAUGUUGACGAGGGAGGUUACCAUGCCAAUGUGUCAUACGAACCAAACAACCAGUAUUAUUACGUAUAAUACCAGAGUGACUAGUAAAUAUUCCAUCAGUGAAGGUGCCUCAUUAAAAAAAUCACCACAAAAAGAAACCCACAGCCGGUCAGAAACACAUGAACUGUACAUAAAAUGAAAAAACAAGAGCGAAAGUGAAUAACUAGUGUAGGAAGAGUGUAUCAUCAUCUUUCGCAAUUUUUCGCAUAUAUCGUGAGAAAAGAGGGCACGAGUUGUACAUCAAGUUGCGUUUGCGCAAAUCUCGGUGAAUUC